AUGCGUCUACACCUCGUCAUCCAGCGUCACGGUCUCCCCGUGACGCGAAUCCUCUGGACGACUGCACCGCCGUCGCUUUACGCGGGUCGCUCCUCAUCUGGCGUUCCGGCCGCUUCGUCGGCGUUGUUGGAGGAUGUCAACGAGGUGAUUCCGCUCGAGACCGAGCCGGCUUUGUUCGACGAUGAAUACAGCGGGCAGUGGGGUCUAGAGGACUAUGUGGUUGAGACGGGCGGGUCCGAGUGUCUGCAUUUCAUGGAGGUCGAGGGUCUUCUCCGAGACGGGGAUGAAGUUGUGAUCCGGGCACUAGAGGUUGCGGAUUUGCGCGCCCGUCGGCUAUCAGGGCGUCAUCAGAUCUCGAAUGACGGUAAACACCUUAUCGAUGGGGUGCCUUUCGGAAAGCCGUUUUUGAAACGGUCGACUGCCUCUCGUCCGGCGAUUACUAUCCCCCCGCGGAAGAGGAGACGGACAACCCACGCGGCGUGGGAGAAUCGACUUGCCUACGGAGAUGAGGACGUGGAGUGGCACCCUGGUGCGCCUUCGCGGUCACAGGAGCUUUCUGUCAUACGGCCGAGUCAUGCUGUCCACCAGAAGAGAAAUGACCAUUACGAGGACGAGUUCGAGGACUAUCAUGACAACGGGGAUCGCACCAGGGAAGAGGACCCGGAUGCGGGCGACGCGACUGUCAUCCACCAUAGGCUGGACGAAGGCGCGAGUGGCCUCCCGGCAGAUGACUUGGAAGACUACGGAGAUGCCCAAGAAAGCGGCAGUGAACACCCGUCUGAAGAUAUCUCCGAGUUAGAAGGCACAGACAUGGUGGACGAACUGGAAGGUCUUAAGGAGGAGAUGGAGCUGUCGCAACUGGCGGCUAAUGGCGUCGUCGACUUCAACCAAGCACCACAUACUGGCCCCUAUCAGCUGCGCGCGAGAGCGGGCGAGGCCGAGCCCAAGGCUCGGAAGAGCUCUCUCUCAAAGCACGUCGCAGACGAUAGCUCUCGUCGGGACUCCAAAGCGGUCCGGUUCCAGGGCCAGGGCCAGGUCCAAAAAGAAAAGUCCCCGGCCCCACAGCCUGAGAAACGGCUCGUGAGCAAGGCCGGAUCGACAUCCGACGAGGAAUCAGCAAACAGCUCCAGCGAUUCAUCCGCGAGCGACUCCAGCGCCUCAAGCUCGGACUCCGACUCCGACUCCGAUUCCUCAGCCAGCGCCCAAUCCAACUCCAACGCGUCCACUUCCGUCACCGACACGUCAUCAUCAUCAUCAUCGGAAUCUGACUCUUCCGACUCAGACUCCGACUCUACAACCGCCCCAGAAACAAAAAUCACCCUCCGCAAAACCACCACCAACCCACCCGGCCGAGGCUCCACACGAACAAAAAAGAGCAACCUGCGCACGAAGCUACGCCGCCGCCUCUCCAAACUCAAAGAACUAGGCGCCCUAUCCGCAGAAGCCGACUUCACCGCUCUGCGAGAAUUCGAGGAACUCCACGGCCACCAGUACUACACGGACGAAACUACCAUGACCAAGAAACAGCAGGAACAGGCUGAGUUCGAGGCCCGGCGGCAGAAGCUCCUUCGGGAUCUUGCCUCCGGCGGGGUAGAUAUCUCCGAGACUGCCACUACAACCAGCACUAUCGGGAAAGAGAACGAGGCGCCCCGGAAAUCCACCCGGAAAGAAAGCACACAGCGUGCGGAACAAUCCGCCGCGGAGUCUACCCCAUCGGAGGAGGAGGAUGAGGACGAGGGGCCCGAAGAAGCGCACUCCAAGCGACGCACGCUAGACGUCGCCAGCUCUCGACGAAUGGUCUUCGGGUCGCUGGGCGUGCGAACGCCGCAGUCCAAGGAGGACGAGGAAAAGACGCGGAAAAAGCUCGCUGGAAAAGUCAACCAUUUCCUGCCUCGUCAGCUGGCUGUUGAAAAGCCUGAACCGACACCUGUUGUUAGUGAUGAUGAGGGCAGCUGGGAGGAUAAGCUGAUUGUUAGAGCAACGGAGUGCGUGUUCGAUGAUGUUGAGCUGACGGCGCCGCCUUACCCGUUUGAGCAGCGCUGGGACCGCGAGGCUGCUUAUCGGAUUAAGCAGUUGAAGGGACCGAGUAAGAAGAGGAGGAGAAAGCAGAAGACGCAGGAGUAUGAGGUGCAGGAGGAUUAUGGGAAUGGUGGUUAUGAGAACGGAGAUGGGUACUGGGAGGGGGACUAUGGGAAUGAGGGGUAUGAGUACGGGAAUGAAGACUGGAACGAGGACUACGGGAACGGUGAAGGCUACGAGGAGGGAAAUACGGAACUCAAUUACGACGAGGCUGGCCUGGAGAACGGUGAUGCUGUCAUGGAGGGGACUGAACAGCCCGCAGAGACGGAAGAGGAUCUGCCUUCUAUGCCUGAGAACCCGAGCUCUCUUCCAGCUCUUGUCGAGACAGACGUGAAGAAAGGCGCAGUGAUCGCAUACAAAGAACUCGACAUGUCGAAAGCGACCAACUGGCAGCCCAUCGUGUCCGAGUACCGCGUCGCAGAGGUCCACGACAUUCUAGACAACGCAUUCAACCUCCGCCUCGCCGCGCGAGAUCGCAAGGCCAUCCGCGAAACCGAGGACGACGAAGACGACGAGCCCGAGUACAGCGGCUUCGAGAUGCCCGGAUAUGACGAAGACGCUGAAGACGACGGAUUCCGCGAGAAAUCGUUCGGGGAUCUGAUUGACCCCAAGCUUCUCCGGGCUGCUGAAUGCGCAGACCCCGGGGAGGCUGGGGACGCCAGCAUGUCAUCCGCGAGUCGAGCCCGACGGGGUCGGAAUUCGUCAGUCUUGGAGUCUAGUAUGAUGCAGGAUCAUGGUGAUGAGGAACGGUUGGAUGUUGGGGGCGAGAGGUCGGCCCCGACCAGUCCGGUCAGAUCGCCUGAAUUCAUGGGCUUCGAGUCACCACCGCCACCGGAGUCGUCCAAGUCUGACACCAACACGGAGCCCCAGGCCCCUGACUCGCAAGCUGAGCCAGCUGUGGUUGAACCCGGCGAGAACCCAGACGGACCUCAGAGUCAAAACCAAAAGGAUGACUCGCACUCUACUGUUCCCCCCAACCGAUCGAAGGUCGACCCGCCGACGAUGCCUUCCGACGACGACCUACAGAUGAUGAGCAGCCCGGGAAGCGUGGUAUCGUUCAGUCGCCUGAUCAGCAGUCUCCACGAAAAGGAGCCAUCGGAGAGCGACACGACCAAACCCAAUGAAGAAAAACCCUGCUCCCCCAGGCCAGCUUCCCCCUCCUCAACCACGUCCGUCGUUCCCAACCCAUUCUACGAAAUCGACAAGCAACACGAAGACACCGAACCGGAUAGUACUAGUUCCCAAAGACGCACCCGCAGGAGCCUAAAACGCUCCCAAGCAGCAGAAACAUCAGCGUCGACUCCACCCGCGCGAAAAGCCCCCCGCAGAUCCUCCCAGCGCAGGAAAACUGCUCAAUCCCAAGAGGACUCACUGAUAACAUCCAUUCCGGACAGCAUGGUCGAUGCCCAGCCACCUCCCACCCAAGAAUCAGGCGUCUUCGUCGACUUAACUCAGUCCAGCCCGCUCGCGUCCCCCGGAGGAAGCGACGUGGACUUUGCGAAAUCGCAUCGUCUGCCGCGGGGUUCCGGGUGGGUGCAGAAGGACUUGCCGCCCCGUACUACGCGCAGACAGACGCGGUCGUCGGUUUCGGGGUCGACGUUUGCGAGAAGACGGGCGAGGUCGCGGGUGUAG
Aspergillus campestris IBT 28561 is the source of this 3711-nucleotide messenger RNA. RefSeq lists its product as uncharacterized. Bases 1 to 3711 code for a protein of 1236 amino acids. Lineage: Eukaryota; Fungi; Ascomycota; Eurotiomycetes; Eurotiales; Aspergillaceae. The record is from RefSeq and is a predicted model, not a curated record. The transcript is spliced from 6 exons.